AUGGAGGACAAUAUUGUGAAAGUCAAGGUGGGCUUGGAAGGAGCAAGUAUAAAAGUGGAGCUAAGCCCGUCAACAUUGCAAUUUCUCAGGGACUUUUGGACCUGCAGUGGCUCAACUGGUGCAAACAGCAGCAAGCUGAGUGAAUUCUUCCUUGUGGGCCUGACUGAUGAUCCUCAGCUGCAGCCUAUCCUCUUUGCUCUCUUCUUGUUUAUCUAUGCAGUAACAGCGGUAGGAAAUCUGGGGCUCCUAGCCCUCAUCGUGGUCAGCCCCAGACUUCACACUCCCAUGUAUUUCUUCCUGAGCAACCUCUCUUUUCUUGAUUUCUGUUAUUCUUCAGUUACAGUCCCAAAGAUGUUAAUGGGUUUUUUCUCCGAUUGCCAAACCAUCUCUUUCUCUUGUUGUGUAGUUCAGACGAGCUGCUUUAUCAUCUUUGCUGUUACCGAGUUCUUCCUCCUGGCCUCCAUGGCUUAUGAUCGUUAUGUAGCAGUCUGCAAUCCUUUACUCUAUCACAUCACCAUGUCCCCAAGGCUUUGUUUGCAGCUGGUGACUGCCAGCUAUGCAGUGGGCCUGAUAAACAUGGUGCUUCUCACGAGUACAACCUUUCACCUGAUCUUCUGUAAGUCCCAUGUUCUCACUCAUUACUUCUGUGAUAUUCCUCCACUUUUAAAACUUUCUUGCUCUGAUACACGGGUUCUCCAGGUUUUCCUCUUUAUCUGUGGUGGCUUUAAUGUUUCUGUGUCCCUGGCAAUUGUCCUCAUCUCCUACAUUUGUGUAUUCUUGGCUAUAAUCAGAAUACCUUCAUCUGAAGGUAAACACAAAACCUUCUCCACAUGUGCUUCCCACCUAACUGCUGUCAGUUUGUACUAUGGAACAACAAUUUUCAGUUACAUGCGCCCAUCCUCGGAGUACUUAGUUGGAAGGGAUAUGCUAGUCUCUGUAUUCUACACAAUUGUCAUUCCUAUGCUCAACCCCAUGAUCUACAGUCUAAGAAACAAAGAUGUAAAGGAAACAUUUGGGAACUUUCUAAAGAAGACGUCACAAUUCUUCUCCCUUCCCAUGUCCAGAUUUCGAUGA
Messenger RNA from Suncus etruscus (white-toothed pygmy shrew), 1074 nucleotides. Its product is annotated as olfactory receptor 1020-like. Gene Ontology annotation, biological process: G protein-coupled receptor signaling pathway; sensory perception of smell. Lineage: Eukaryota; Metazoa; Chordata; Mammalia; Eulipotyphla; Soricidae. The transcript has 3 exons. The coding region runs from base 1 to 1074 and encodes 357 amino acids. Gene Ontology annotation, cellular component: membrane. The record is from RefSeq and is a predicted model, not a curated record. Gene Ontology annotation, molecular function: olfactory receptor activity; G protein-coupled receptor activity; odorant binding.